Symbiodinium sp. CCMP2456 is the source of this 753-nucleotide messenger RNA. NCBI's taxonomy places the organism in Eukaryota, Dinophyceae, Suessiales, Symbiodiniaceae. The record is from the annotation of a GenBank genome assembly.
AUGGCCCGGCUGUUGCUUCUGUCGAUGCUGGCGGUCACCUUGCCGGCUGAAGCGUCUGAGGCACCCGAGACUUGUGCGACAGCGUGGGUCCAAUGCGGCGGUACCGGAUGGACAGGCCCGACGUGCUGCGACUCAGGCUUCAGCUGUUCCCAGAUGAACUCCUGGUACUCCCAUUGUGUGCCGAAGGGGUCCAUCCCAGAACAGACACAACCUGUUUCUCUAGCCGCUUCCGAAAUGGUUGCCGACGAGUGCUAUCACAUGUUCAGCGAGCUCAGCUUCAACACCCUGGUCCAGUCUUUCCCCGCUAAUCCUGAUAGUGAAGCAAAAGCUUACGUCGACUGCAAGCUCUGCAGCCAAAGUGGCAUGCAGUGCACGGCCAAUGUCUUCGGUGGUCGCACUCAGCUCGUUGCAUCACACAUUCACCUGGCCUCCGACGGCGAUGGUGAGAAUGGUUCAGGCCCUCCAGUGAUCAACUUCUGCGGGGACAACGGUCCUGGAAUGUCUCCUUGCGCACACUAUAAGAACCGUGCUGCCGUGAUGUCCAUGACGGGCAACUUCGUUGACGGGCAGAAUGCGGGCUUCACAUUGGGAUCCCGGUUGAAAGACAUUGCUUCCAACCCGUCAAAGUAUUACUUCAACUUCCAUUCCAUUGCCAGCUGGACGCACUGGCAGGUCGAGGGCAAGGGUCCGGUAGGAAUGUGCCGCGGCGUGAUGCAGAUGAGUCAGAGGAGGUUGGGCUCUGUGCUCGUGUAG